AUAUUUAAAAGAGGCAAACUUCGCUAUACAAAUUUAUAGUUUCAAAAUUUGACACACCUUAAACCUUCAAAUAUGAAGACUGUUGUUUUGUUUGCUGGCUUGUUGUCCGUUGCCUUAGCUGAAGUUAUCAGUCUAAGUCCUGAGCAGACAGAAGAAGCUAGAAAGGCUCUGGAAGAUCCAGAUUUAUUCGAUGGUGACAUGAUUGGAGUUACUUACGAUGAUGAAAGAAAUGCUAUUGUUGGCGAACAUUUGAGAUGGCCAAAUGCAGUUGUACCUUACGUUAUAGAUGACGUUUUGCUUAAAUAUGAGUUUUUGGUGAAGGACAUAGAGAGAGCCAUGGAAGAAUUUCAUAAAAAUACAUGCAUCCGAUUCGUCAAAAGGACAGACGAAAAAGAUUACGUUCGAUUAGUUUGGGGAGAUGGUAAAAGCUGCAGCUCUCAAGUAGGUAGAGUUAAUGGUGAACAGAUGCUUAAUCUAGGUAGAGGUUGUUGGUAUAAAGGAACUGUUAUUCACGAAUUGGGGCAUGCUCUUGGAUUCUAUCACGAACAAAACAGAUCAGACAGAGAUGAUCAUUUGAUUAUCUACGAAGAAAACGUAAAAGAGGAUCAGAAAAAGAACUUUAUAAAGCUAAAUCCGGAAGAAAAUAUUCUAUAUAAUGAUUUUGACUAUGACUCCAUCAUGAUUUAUGGCAACAAAGCCUUGUCCAAGAACGGAAAAGACACCAUGGUGGCCAAAAACGGAAGGACAUUGGUAGACCCUUUUAAUAAAAAUGAAAUGACCAAAAGUGACAUUGAAAGAUUCAAAAAAAUGUACAAGUGUGCUUAAUUUCUUGCAAAAUAUUUUUUGCAACUGUUAAAACAUGAUGAAUAAUAAACAGUAAAGGGAAUAAUUAUCUUGAUGUAUUAAUACAAUUUAUUUUGUUGUUUUGCGUAAAAUAUACUGUAUAUAUUAAAUUAUCUGUGUUACGAAAAUUAA
Messenger RNA from Parasteatoda tepidariorum (common house spider), 975 nucleotides. Its product is annotated as astacin-like metalloprotease toxin 5. Gene Ontology annotation, molecular function: zinc ion binding; metalloendopeptidase activity. Gene Ontology annotation, biological process: proteolysis. The record is from RefSeq and is a predicted model, not a curated record. NCBI's taxonomy places the organism in Eukaryota, Metazoa, Arthropoda, Arachnida, Araneae, Theridiidae.